AGCUUGGGCUAGUCACCACUUACUUUGUGGAGAUUUUGAAGGCCAAAGGAACCCUGAGGCAGGACAUUCGAGAAAGCAUCUUCACUUCAAUUAAAGCCAUUCACUCAGUAAACCAAUCUUUGCUGGUUCACCUGGAGAACGGCUACUUCGGGAGAGGCUUCGACCAGUUUUGCCCUCAACUGCACCACUACAACGUCUUUGUGGACAACAUUUACGAUGCCCAAAAAGCGCUCCGGAUCCAGCUGAAGAAAAACAAGGCCUUCAGACGGUUUAAGAAACUCCAGGAAGGCCGACCCGAGUUCAACAACCACACGCUGGAGGACCUGCUUCAACUUCCUAUCAAGCGGAUUGAUCAGUAUAAAGGUUUUCUACAAGAGAUGACUGCCAAUACGACUCCUGAUAACCCAGAGUUCCAACAGCUUUCCCGGGCGGUGGCUGCGGUGGAAGAACUGCACCAGCGUAUCCAGAACAAUACCCGGCGCCACGAGAACCACCUGCAGCUGUGCCGGGUGCAGAAACUGCUGAAGGGGCGAAAGACGAAGGUGUUGGCUGCAGGGAGGUGGUACAUCCGGGAAGGCUGGCUGAAGGUGGUCCCCACCAAGGGAGCGGACGCCAAACCCAAAAUGUUUUUCCUGUUUUCCGACAUGCUUCUGCAGGCCAAGCCAUGCAGCGCCCUGCAUCCCACCGACAGUGACAAGUUUUCAGGCCAGCACGCCUAUCCGCUGCGAGAGUGCGCCGUGGAAAAAGUGUUCGGCAACACCAAGGGCAAAGGAGGCCUGCUCAGUCUGACUUUCCCCAAAGCCAAACUCCUGCUCAUGUCAAGCAACCAGGAGGAUUUUAACGACUGGUACCAAAGCCUGACGUCGGCAGUUAGGAAGCUGCAGCCCAGGUCGACGGUUGUCCUCCAGCGAGAGGAUUUGAACCAGCAACCCCUCGGCUCGGCUCCUGACGGCCACAAUUUACCAAGCAGCAGCAGCCAUGCCAAUAGGAAAAGGAACAUGGUGAACAAUGAGCCCGGUGAGCUUGCUCAGAGAGCGGCCGUUGAGUGGGAGAGCAGCGCCCCCAAAAGGAUAAAAGAGGCCACUACAGAGCACAGUUCAGAGGUGUCCACGUCGAGCUGCGUUAUCCUCUGAGAGGUUGCCUUCCCAAAUGCGGAGGGAAUUCCACACGUGUGACGCACAUGGGCUCCUCCGGUGACGGUCUGAGAGUUUCACUUCAGACUUUUAAGCUCACGCCGGGGCCUCUGCGGUUUUCUUUAUUUUCCUCUUUGUGAACAAGUUAAGCUUUCGCCGUUUUGUGUGCAAUACAAAUAUCGCCAGUUUGUAGACCAAAUAUGUGAAAUUGAUUUUAAAAGGGAGCAAUAGGUCAGUUGCACUCCAUUGUGACGUAUUUAUACCCGAAGCCAGUUACAUUCAAAUAUUAUGCUUUUGUAUGUUUUUUUUUUUUUUUUAUAUACACACGAGUGCCUUCUCUUUUAUCCUUAUGUAAGCAAAUAACAUAUUGACGAUCAUUUUGGGAGUUUCUAAGAUGAAUUGAUUCAUAUCCUCGCGAUUCUAACACUAUUAUGAUGUUAAAACCAAUUACUAAUCACAUCGAGAGAUCAUUUCUCAAUAAAACUCAAAAACAGGA
Messenger RNA from Hippocampus comes (tiger tail seahorse), 1629 nucleotides. It is a transcript of the gene arhgef39, whose product is annotated as Rho guanine nucleotide exchange factor (GEF) 39. Gene Ontology annotation, cellular component: plasma membrane. NCBI's taxonomy places the organism in Eukaryota, Metazoa, Chordata, Actinopteri, Syngnathiformes, Syngnathidae. The transcript is spliced from 11 exons. The record is from RefSeq and is a predicted model, not a curated record. Gene Ontology annotation, biological process: positive regulation of cell migration. The coding region runs from base 378 to 1133 and encodes 251 amino acids.